GAUGUAGACUCCCUGGAAGCAGACUCACAUUUAGAAGAAGUCUGGAUCAAAGAAGUGAUUAAGAAGGCUGGGAUGAAGUUGAAAUGGAGCAAAUUAAAACAGGACAAAGUGAGAGAAAAUAAGGAUGCGGUAAGAAGGCCUCAGGCAGAUGCAGCUUUAUUAACCCCAAGGUCCCCAGUUGUUACUAUAAUGGGCCAUGUUGAUCAUGGGAAAACGACGUUACUUGACAAACUUCGAAAAACUCAAGUGGCAGCAAUGGAAGCUGGAGGCAUCACUCAGCACAUUGGUGCCUUUCUUGUCACAAUGCCUUCUGGGGAAAAGAUUACCUUUCUUGAUACUCCAGGACAUGCUGCCUUUUCAGCAAUGAGAGCCAGAGGUGCUCGGGUCACUGACAUCAUUGUAUUGGUUGUAGCUGCAGAUGAUGGGGUGAUGAAACAAACUGUAGAAUCUAUUCAGCAUGCCAAAGAUGCUCAAGUUCCUAUCGUCCUUGCCAUAAACAAAUGUGACAAAGCUGAGGCUGAUCCUGAGAAAGUGAAAAAAGAGCUGCUGGCUUACGACCUGGUGUGUGAAGAUUAUGGAGGUGACGUUCAAGCAGUGCAUGUCUCUGCACUGACGGGUGAUAAUCUGAUGGCUCUGGCAGAAGCAACAAUUGCGCUUGCAGAAAUGUUAGAAUUGAAAGCAGAUCCCACUGGUCCAGUGGAAGGAACAGUAAUAGAGUCUUUCACAGACAAAGGAAGAGGUCCUGUUACUACAGCUAUAAUUCAAAGAGGAACUUUGAGAAAAGGCUCGAUUCUGGUUGCUGGAAGAAGUUGGGCAAAAGUACGUUUAAUGUUUGAUGAAAAUGGAAAAACAAUCAAUGAGGCGUAUCCCAGCAUGCCAGUGGGAAUUAUAGGCUGGAAAGACCUUCCUUCUGCAGGAGAUGAAAUUCUUGAAGUAGAAUCUGAGUCAAGGGCACGUGAAGUUGUUGACUGGAGAAAGUAUGCACAAGAGCAGGAGAAAAAUAAAGAUGAUCUGAAGAUAAUAGAAGAAAAGCGAAAGGAACACCAAGAAGCUUAUCAGAAAGCCCGUGAGAAGUAUGGCACUUUGCACUGGAAGGAGAGAUCUUAUAUAAAGUACCUAGAAAGAAAAGAACAAAAAUCCUUAAAGCCGAAAGAGAAAGCAGAAAAAGAUUCAAAUGUACUUGCUGUAGUUAUUAAAGGUGAUGUUGACGGUUCCGUUGAGGCGAUUUUGAACAUUUUGGCUUCUUAUGAUGCUUCACACGAAUGUGAACUAGAAUUAGUACAUUUUGGAGUGGGUGAUAUUAGUGAGAAUGAUGUUAACCUUGCUGAAACAUUUGAUGGUAUUAUAUAUGGUUUUAAUGUGAAUGCAAGCAAUGUUAUCCAGCAAUCAGCUGCAAAAAAAGGAAUCAAAGUUAAACUUCACAAAAUCAUUUACCGUUUAGUUGAAGACUUACAAGAGGAACUGAGCAGUAGAUUGCCCUGUGCAGUGGAAGAGCACCCAAUAGGUGAAGCUUCAAUCCUUGCUACCUUCUCUGUAACAGAAGGGAAGAAAAAAGUGCCUGUGGCUGGCUGCCGAGUCCUAAAGGGACAUUUAGAAAAACAAAAAAAAUUUAAAUUAAUCCGUAAUGGACAUAUUAUUUGGAGGGGCUCACUAACUUCACUGAAACACCAUAAAGAUGACGUUUCGAUUAUCAAAACUGGAAUGGAUUGUGGCCUCAGUUUAGAUGAAGAAAAGGUAGAAUUUAAAGUGGGUGAUGAAAUUGUUUGUUACGAAGAAAGGGAAGUUUUAGCUAAGACUUCUUGGGAUCCAGGAUUUUAAAUUAAAAAUGGGUUGGGCAUUUGGAACGGAGUGCCUGGUCCUGAGUCUGGGCUUCCCACUUAAGGUUCCUGCUAAGAUGCACCCUGUUGAGGCAGGGGAUGGCGCAAGUACUUUGGUCUCUGCUACUCCCAAGGCAGGCCCAGGUUGAGCUCCAAGAUCCUGGCUUUGGUCCUGGCCCAAAGCAUUUGUGGGUAUUUGGGUGAGCCUGUAAAUGGAGGAUAUGUCUGUCUUUU
This is a messenger RNA of Oryctolagus cuniculus (rabbit), 2051 nucleotides long. The record is from RefSeq and is a predicted model, not a curated record. NCBI's taxonomy places the organism in Eukaryota, Metazoa, Chordata, Mammalia, Lagomorpha, Leporidae.